Messenger RNA from Carassius carassius (crucian carp), 3419 nucleotides. It is a transcript of the gene bace2, whose product is annotated as beta-secretase 2. Bases 198 to 1709 code for a protein of 503 amino acids. Lineage: Eukaryota; Metazoa; Chordata; Actinopteri; Cypriniformes; Cyprinidae. The record is from RefSeq and is a predicted model, not a curated record. Gene Ontology annotation, molecular function: aspartic-type endopeptidase activity. The transcript has 9 exons. Gene Ontology annotation, biological process: amyloid-beta metabolic process; membrane protein ectodomain proteolysis. Gene Ontology annotation, cellular component: membrane; endosome; trans-Golgi network.
UAUGCUCCUUGAGGAAGUUAUGAAUUUAACACAUUACACACAUACUUCAUAUCCCGGAGGCGUCUGUCUGGUUCACAUACUCUCUGCCGAAGAUUAUUCACAUAACUAAUAAUGAGAAUGGAACUAUCAGUGAAAGAGUUCUGCACUUUGAAGCGAAGCUGAGUGUUGUCGGUCUGGUCAACGUAAAGUUUGGCGAGAUGCUGCUCUACGGGCUUCUGCUACUUUCUCUUUCCUUCUGGACGUCUCAUGCAGUGUUUAAAAUACCUUUAAAAAUGUUUGCGGGGAAAUUCAACGCGUCCGUGCAGCUGGACCUCAGGGCUUUGAGAAAGAAUCAAAGCGCAGUGGAGAGUGGACUUUCCCUGGCAUCGGAUCCAGCUGGGAUUGUCAACUUCCUAGAUAUGAUCAAUAAUUUAAAAGGAGACUCUGGUAGGGGAUAUUACAUGGAGAUGGUUAUUGGGACCCCGGGACAAACGUUUAACAUCCUGGUUGAUACUGGAAGCAGCAACUUUGCUGUAGCUGCAGCAGAACAUCCCUACAUCACACACUACUAUAACAGAGCACUUUCCAGUACACAUCAGAGCUCCGGCAGGGGAGUUGCAGUAAAAUACACACAGGGAGAAUGGGAGGGAGAACUGGGAACUGACCGCAUCACCAUUCCUCAAGGGCCCAGUGGUACAAUCACUAUCAACAUAGCCACAAUCCUCACAUCAGAAGGCUUCUUUCUGCCUGGAAUCAACUGGCAGGGAAUUCUUGGAUUUGCAUAUCCUUUACUAGCUCGACCUGACCCAUCAGUAGAGCCCUUCUUCAACUCUGUCGUGAAACAGACCGGCAUUCCAGAUGUCUUUUCUCUUCAGAUGUGUGGAGCAGGAGUCUCUGCCAGCACUACAGCUGACCCGGCAGGCGGCAGCCUGAUCAUGGGAGGAGUUGAGCCAACCUUGUACCGCGGUUCAGUUUGGUACACACCAAUCCUGGAAGAAUGGUACUAUCAAGUGGAAGUCUUGAAGCUUGAAGUUGGAGCCCAAAAUUUAAACCUAGACUGCAAAGAGUACAACUCCGAUAAAGCCAUUGUGGAUAGUGGGACGACUUUACUGCGACUUCCUGGAAACGUGUUCAGUGCUGUGGUGGAGGCAAUUAUGCAGACAUCACUGAUUGAGGAUUUCUCAGCGGGAUUUUUUGAGGGCACCAAGCUUGCAUGUUGGAUGAGAGGUGAAUCACCAUGGAGGCUUUUUCCGAAAAUCUCAAUCUACCUCAGAGCAACAAACACCAGCCAGUCCUUUCGCAUCACCAUUCUUCCACAGCUGUACGUCCAGCCAGUCACCGAUAUUGAUGGCACAUUUGACUGUUUCCGUUUUGGAAUCUCCCCUUCAGCAAAUGCCCUGGUCAUUGGAGCCACUGUGAUGGAGGGCUUCUAUGUCAUCUUUGACCGUGCACAAAAGAGGGUGGGGUUUGCCGUUAGCACUUGUGCAGAAAGCGGUGGUGUGCCAUUUGCAGAGAUCGCCGGGCCGUUCCUAGCUGAAGGCGUAGCGUCAGACUGCACAAGUGGCAUGCCUCUCAGGGAACCAGUGAUGUGGGUGAUCGCGUACACUCUGAUGGGCAUAUGUGCCUUGGUUCUGAUCACACUCCUCAUCUUGCUCAUGCUGCCUUGCCAACGGCACAGAGACGGUGAGAUUACAGACGAAUCCUCACUGGUGCGGCAUCGCAUCAAGUGACGUCAGGCAUCAACUGAAGACGAGGUGGCACCAACUCAGCAAAACAGGGCUGAAGGAAAUCAGAGCAGGUAACACAUUGAGCUCUGGGUGAGAUUACAUACAUUCCUGUUUGUCUGGGUGGAAGAUGCUGGGAUUUGGACAUUUGUUGACACUUGUGCACUGAACCUUUUAAGGAAGAGGAUAAAACUACUGAAGGAUGAAGGAAUCAUGAUUAUACAUGUGAUUCUUAUUAAAAAGAAGAAAAAAGAAAUCAUACAUAAAUGUGCCAAAAUAUGAGUAUCAAUAUAGCAUUGGAGUAAAUGAUGAUGUUGAUGCUGCAGUGUUUCUCCAAAGUAUGCUGCUCUUUUUAUUCUUAGUCUUCAAUAUAGUUGAGUUAAUAAAACUACUGGAAAUCAGCAAUGGUCUCUAAAUGAGGGUCAUGGUUCAAUGAAGUAAGUUGAUUUACUGUUAUUAUCUAGAGGUUGAGGUUUCCUUUUAGAUUUCCCUUUUAGCAGUGCAUUAAAAGGAAUAAUUCAGCCAAAAAAUUAAAAUUGUCAUUAAAUUCUGCCUGUAAUUUGAAAAUGUUUAACAGAGCAGUUUUCUGCUGAGACCUGUACUUAGGAAUUUCACAGAAAAUCAACAAUGCACAAUAAAAUAAUACACCUAGUUUCACAUUUCACUGGGCAAAGGCGGCAGGAGAGUUCUUUGUACAGACUUUCUUGAUCCUUUCAUUUAAAGUUCACUCCCAAUGUCUGUAUGCCACACAUGAGUGAAUUCAUUGGGUUGGCAUUCACUACCCAUGUGUACGAACAAAUCUGUGCAUAAAAUCUGCAUACAAACAAAUCAUGAUUCACCAAAAAUGUGAGGUUUCUCUGAAAAACAAUGCAGGCAUAUAUACAGUUGGCUAAUGAGAGGUCUGUAAACUGGGUUUAUGUAAAAGUUUUUUUUUUAUUGUUUAAACUGGUUUUGAGGACUGCACACUUGACAUUGCUUAAGGAUCUGUGAGAGUGUGUCUGUAAAGAGGCAUAUGUUUAAGGAAAAGGAAAGGCCCUUUUAUAGCUAUGGUUUGGGUGUGGUUUAUGCAAAUAACUGUAUGCCUGCAGCCACUCGUAUCUUGAAUAUUCCAAAUCCACUAAUAUUAGAAAAAAAGAUGGUAAUUUAUUUGCAUAUGCAUGUGUUGUGAAUUGAGUGGAAAGUUUUCGUGACAAGUUCAAAUGUGCAUAUAAAUAUGAAUAAGCUAUGCAAUUAUUAGUGAUUGGGACCUAUUGUUUCUCUCCUCCAUGUUUGAUAGCCUUUUAAAUGUGCUUGUGUGAUUGGUACAUGAUAUCAUUCAUCAGAUCAGAUCAUAAUCAUGAAGAUUUAAAAAGUUAAGAAAACACUUUUCUGUUUUUAAGGAUGUGCCUUCUUGUGUAAUGUCUUCCUUUUAAAAAUUAAAAAUAAAAUUCAAUUUAGCUCUAGAUGAGAUUUGUCCCCUCAGAUCAGACUGAAGAUUUUUCUUUAAUUUCUAAUUUCUCUAAUGUGGGUUUUAAAGAAGACCGGAAAAAGUGUGAGGAGAGAAUCUUAAUCUAAAUAUCCUGCACAUUUGCAGUUCGUAUUUGUAUUCCCAGGUAUGCAUCUUUGACCUAUUUUUAUGCUUUUGUUUUGUGUAAUUGAUUUUGGAUUGAUAUUUUAUUUCUUAAUUCUUUAAUUUACAUGUGUAGCCCUACCUAGUGAAUAAACUAUUGAACUUGA